AUCUCUCCCCCCGCCCCCCCGCCAAUCCUCCUCGCUCCGCACGAUUCCGCGCCUCCUCGCCGCAAGCGCCGACGACAGAGCCUCCUACGCGAUGGCCAUGGACCGCCGCGCCCGCGCAGCCCCGCGCGCGGACGAGGAGCGCCCGAGCCACGGCCGGUUCCUCCGCCCCGGCGCGCUAGCCCGGCUCCGGGACUCCAGGAUCGUCGCCCGCUCCCUCCGGUCGGCGGCGGCGCGCCUCCCGAUCCCGUCCGCCCCUCCGUCCCCCGCGCCGGAGCAGCAGCGGCAGGACGGCAUGCCGCACUUCCUGGUGGGGCCCACGAGGGGCCUCUGUGGCGCGGCGCGGUACCCGCUCAGGAGGAGGAUGGCCGCGGCGAGGUGCGUGGUGUUCUUGCCGCCGCCGGAGGCGUUCUUGGACGCGCCCGCGCCGUCGUGGGGCCUCGCCACCGCGCGCUGACGGGGGCCGGGAUCAGCCGCGGCCGUGCGUUUAGAUUCGCAAGUAGUUAGAACUCUGUGCAGAUGGCUCGCUGGACUUUCUUCCGUUCAACAGUUUUAGGAUCUGAUGCGACUGUUUUAGAUCUGCUACCUUUCCGGUCUAAUUUUGUGUCGUAGAAUUGAUCCAAAUUUACAAGUUUGUGACUUGCAUCUGUAGCUGGGUGCGUUGGU
Molecule: messenger RNA, 663 nt
Organism: Triticum aestivum (bread wheat)
Lineage: Eukaryota; Viridiplantae; Streptophyta; Magnoliopsida; Poales; Poaceae
Exons: 1
Coding region: 92-454 (120 amino acids)
Source: RefSeq, a predicted model, not a curated record